Molecule: messenger RNA, 1041 nt
Organism: Procambarus clarkii (red swamp crayfish)
Lineage: Eukaryota; Metazoa; Arthropoda; Malacostraca; Decapoda; Cambaridae
Source: RefSeq, a predicted model, not a curated record
AUGACGAGGACAGAGGUGCCCACCAACGACCACCUUCACGGCGAGGACAGAGGUGCCCACCAACGACCACCUUCACGGCGAGGACAGAGGUGCCCACCAACGACCACCUUCACGGCGAGGACAGAGGUGCCCACCAACGACCACCUUCAUGGCGAGGACAGAGGUGCCCACCAACGACCACCUUCAUGGCGAGGACAGAGGUGCCCACCAACGACCACCUUCACGGCGAGGACAGAGGUGCCCACCAACGACCACCUUCACGGCGAGGACAGAGGUGCCCACCAACGACCACCUUCAUGGCGAGGACAGAGGUGCCCACCAACGACCACCUUCAUGGCGAGGACAGAGGUGCCCACCAACGACCACCUUCAUGACGAGGACAGAGGUGCCCACCAACGACCACCUUCAUGGCGAGGACAGAGGUGCCCACCAACGACCACCUUCAUGGCGAGGACAGAGGUGCCCACCAACGACCACCUUCAUGGCGAGGACAGAGGUGCCCACCAACCACCACCUUCACGGCGAGGACAGAGGUGCCCACCAACGACCACCUUCAUGGCGAGGACAGAGGUGCCCACCAACGACCACCUUCAUGGCGAGGACAGAGGUGCCCACCAACCACCACCUUCAUGGCGAGGACAGAGGUGCCCACCAACGACCACCUUCAUGACGAGGACAGAGGUGCCCACCAACGACCACCUUCACGGCGAGGACAGAGGUGCCCACCAACGACCACCUUCACGGCGAGGACAGAGGUGCCCACCAACGACCACCUUCAUGGCGAGGACAGAGGUGCCCACCAACGACCACCUUCAUGGCGAGGACAGAGGUGCCCACCAACGACCACCUUCACGGCGACGACAGAGGUGCCCACCAACCACCACCUUCAUGGUGAGGACAGAGGUGCCCACCAACGACCACCUUCACGGCGAGGACAGAGGUGCCCACCAACGACCACCUUCACGGCGAGGACAGAGGUGCCCACCAACGACCACCUUCACGGCGAGGACAGAGGUGCCCACCAACGACUAUGGCUCAUAG